UCCUGGAGAAUGCGGUAAUUUGAAGACAAACAACCCCGAGAUUGACAAGUGUUAUGUUACCUUUGAGUUGUGUAUUUAUUUUUGAACGAAACACGACUUUAGAGAUCAUAUCGAUAAGAAUGAUGAUUCCCAAUCAAUGUUUUGUGUGCUCUUAGCGCGACUGCUCUCGUCUGUAUGGCGAUGACAAUACUGAGCACGCGCAGUGUCCCCAAACAUCACUCGACAGCGUUUUGAGAGGCGAAGGGAAAAACAGUAGUGGUGGGAAGAAAGCAGAAGUAUGAUGGCGCUUUCUUUUGUCGCCGUCUUCAAUUGCUUUAAAAUUGGACUCGGCUUGAGUGGAAAACGUUGAACCUAAGCGGCCUUUCUGCGAUUUUCACGAAUUCACCAGAGGCAUCUAAACACACACUUCCGUUCUGAUCCGUCCCUGUGACGAUGGAGGAAUCAGUGACCACAUUUGAGACACAUUUGACCGCCGUCAUGGACGGCCUCAUCCGGGCGUCAGUAUGCGAGAUCACCAAACUGUUCCAGGAGACAGUGUCCGACUACCUGGUGGAGCUUUCCCUCAACCGCAAGGAGAACGACGCUCUCAAGCUGCGCUUGAGGCUCACCGAGAACAAGCUGAGGACGGAGCGCAUGUACGGCGCCGGCUGGGCCGCCAGUCGCCGCAACGCGGGAUCCAUGGCCGAGGAGGGAUUACGGCACAAACGGAAAGUUGAGAAGGAACCAGGCAAGUCAAAGAAGGGCCCUGCAGCAGCCUAUCGCAGAGGCUGGCCUGGAGGCAUGUGGGAGGAAGGCAGAGGAGGAGGCGGUGAAGGAGGAGCAGUCCCAGCAGCAGCGGUGAUGGCAGCACAAGAAGGAGGGAAAGAUUCCAGGCAGAGGUACCUCGUCCAGCUCCCCAGGGGUGACGAGGAUGAGGAAGGCAUGGCGCAGGAUGAGGAACGGGAGGGCAGCCUCAGCGGUGAGGGGGAGGAGAUGACUAGCAUCAAAGAGGAGUUUCCUCAGAAUGAAGGACAUCAACCGGCUUCUCUCAGGCUGAUCAAGGAAGCUCUGAAGAUGGAGCGGCCAAACCACAACUUCCGUGAUAGUUCCAGAGUCCAAAGUGAAGGAGUCCUAGCAGAUAGUCCUUUGAGCCUCACCUCCACCAAGAAAGAGGAAAAUGACUGGGAUGUAGGCACAGUGGCGCAAUCGGAGGGCGGAAUGACAGUGGACGAGUUGAGGGGCUUGGAGUCUGCAUUGAGGGCCGAGAGAGGCCGCGAGCAGGCCGCUCUGACGGCCUCCCAUCCCGCGGGCCCCGCAGCAGAGGUGGUGUUGGGUGGCAAGCUCGGCUUGCCUCCCAAGUACAUCGGAUUGGAUGGCAUGGAGCAGGACGGAGAUGGGGAGCCACAGCCACCCACAUUGCAGCCACAGUACCAGUUAGGCAGAGGCCGGGUGAAGGACAGCGCGAAGGGCCAUGGGGGGUUCGGGUCAGGCAGGUUUAAGAAGACAAGAGAGAGCGACUCUGCUCUGAGUGGAGAGGAUGGAGCAGAGCAGGGAGAGUCUGAGCACCUGCAGCCGUCGGCCGCGGGAAGCGCCGGCGAGAGCGCAGGGGAGGAGGAAGCCGCUCCCGACCUGCUCCACUUCUGCCCUCAGUGUGGAGGCGGCUUCACGACAGAACCUGAGCUGGAGGAGCACCCUUGCCCGCUAGGUGGUGCCCAUUUACAGAACAGUGGCGGCGAGGAAAACGUUUUCCCAUGUGCCCAUUGUGGAAAUACAUUUAGCCACGCGUGGGCACUCAAGAACCACGAGUGUGCCUGCGCCGCCGAGAGGCCACACUGUUGCGAGAUUUGCGGCAAGCGCUUCACACACUCGCGUUCGCUCGAGCGCCAUCAUUUGGUGCACACGGGCGAGAGGCCGCACCAGUGCCCGUUGUGCGGGCGCAGUUUCAGCCGCCUGGGGAACCUGGAGCGCCACCAGCGCAUCCACACGGGUGAACGUCCUUACGGGUGCGAGGCGUGCGGGAAGCGCUUCAGUCGAGUGGAGUACCUAAAGAGACACCAGCUGAUUCACAACGGUGAGAAGGCCUCAACGCAGUGCUCUGCCUGCGGGGUGAACUUCCGCGAUGUGGAGCAGCUGAAAAGCCACCAAUGUUUUUAAAAAAAAGUUCUGCGGAAAGAACAGCUUUUUAACUGAAUGUGGUAGCGUUUUGUUGGAUGACGUGUUUUUUUUUUUUUCCUCCCUCAAAGAUUUGCAGUUCUGCAGCUGCUGAGACUUCCAGGAACCUCAGCGGCUAUAAGCUAGAUAGCGAAUUGUCUUUUAACUGAAGCUAUUCAUCUUUGUAUAAAUCCUGUACUCAUUGAUAAAGAAAAAAAAUCUAUGUUUGUUUUGACACUAAACACAGUGCCCCCACGUCCCAUUAGAGGAAUGGCUGUAUUUUGUAUAUUUGUCUAUGGUCUGCAUUGAGAAAUAAACAUUUCAGUCCAUCAGAA
This is a messenger RNA of Hippocampus comes (tiger tail seahorse), 2465 nucleotides long. Its product is annotated as zinc finger protein Gfi-1. The coding region runs from base 433 to 2133 and encodes 566 amino acids. Gene Ontology annotation, molecular function: DNA-binding transcription factor activity, RNA polymerase II-specific; RNA polymerase II cis-regulatory region sequence-specific DNA binding. The transcript is spliced from 5 exons. Gene Ontology annotation, cellular component: chromatin; transcription regulator complex; PcG protein complex. Gene Ontology annotation, biological process: regulation of transcription by RNA polymerase II. Lineage: Eukaryota; Metazoa; Chordata; Actinopteri; Syngnathiformes; Syngnathidae. The record is from RefSeq and is a predicted model, not a curated record.